AUGGGCCUCGGACAGCUGAAGGACGCCGCGCUCAGGGAGCGUCGCCAUCGUCUUCUUGGCGCGGACAUGGUGGCGGCGGUGAGGCGUCCAAGUCGUGCCCAGCUCGGUGUGCUCGUCGACGGAGAACGGCAAACACAUAGCCACCUUGCUGCCACUGUUGCAAGUGAAGAAAAAAGAGGAUUGGAGACACUGAUGAUGGGUCGCCCCACAAAUCCUCUGCAUACCUCGCCAACAGUAGCGGGGAAAUUCACGAUGGAGUCCCCGUGCAAGCUCGGCAACAUGUUAGAUGCGAGCCCGAUUCACCAUUCCUGCGGGAUGCACGACCCAGUGAAGGUCGAGGGACUCCUCUGCUCCAAUGCCCCUUCUGAGAUCCGUCCUCAUGCCCAGCUCACUGGUGCGGCACUCAUCCAUGGAGAACGGCGAACCCAUCGCCGCGCUGCCACCACAACGAGUGGAGAAGUAGUCGGGCUGCAACAAGUGAAGCAGCAAUCGGGCCGGAGACGCUGUCCUGGGCCAGCGGAGGAGGACUUUCUUCUUCAGGUUGAGGGACCUUUCUGCUCCAAUGUUGGUUCCGAGAGUCGUCGUCCUCAUGCCCAGCGCAGCGGUGCGGCACCCGUUGAUGGAGGAUGCCAGACCCAUCACCGCGCUGUCACUGCAACGAGCCAAGAAACAAGAGGGCCGGAGACUCUCAUGACUGGUUUCAGCACAAGUGCACUGCGUUCCUCGUCAGCAGUAGCAGGGAUAGGGAAGACCAUGAUUGCACCAAGUGAAGAUGCAGACGGGCUGGAGACUCUGAUCCCUAGCCAGGAUAGUGAUUCUGAUGGUAAUGAUAGCAUGAUGAUGCCUAUUUUCGUGAGGCAUGGUUCUGGGGAGUUGACCUUAUCUAUCAGGAUGGAUCAGUCUAUCAAUGACUUGAUGCAACUCUAUGCACAGAAGACAAAGACAAAACUGGACAGUCAGUACUUUGUGUAUGAGAGGAAAAGACUUGAGGCUCGUCAUAGUUGGUUGUCAUAUGGCUUAAAGAGGGACACUACGAUGACCAGACUAGGAUGUGAGUUUCUUUCGUCAUGGAUAAACUGCUUUACAACAGCAUUUAUUGCAGGCAGAAGUUGGAAUGGUGAGUUUGAGUUAGUAGACUUUAUAUUUACUCAAGGCCACGUCCGCUCAAAAACCAAACCAUCGAGACACACUAAAAAACCUGGUUCACUGGCAGCUGAUAUCACUAAGUUUGUUAGGGAAGUGGAAAGCAUCCUUCUAUUCAGUGACAUACAAAAUGUUGUCUCAAAGCAUCCACCAUACGUAGAAGCUUGUCUGAGGAUUUUGGGUGGUCUUGUGGCACCUGGUGUAACAGGACCUUUAGCUGCUGUAACCGGUCCCUUGCCAAAUGAGUACAAGCUACUUCUUGACACACUUGUAUGUUGUAUGACAAGCUAUGCCAGAGAAAGACUGAUUAUUGAGUUAUUCCGCAAGUAUGAAGGUGCGGAUAAAAAUGAAGCUUCACUCUGGAAAAGUGCAAUAAAUGCUGCGACUUGCCCACCUACAUGGCGCGCAGAUCUCUCCACGAGUGCAAUGUUCAAUGAUUUUAUUCAGAAAAAAAUCAGCGCGGGCAAACCAUAUCCAAAAGACAAAACUGGCGCAUUUACCCUUUUGAGAGAUGUGGUUAUGCAUGCUGCAGAUUGUAGUGAAAAUGCUAAUGCACCAGAGUUAGGUGAUGGCAUUGAAUUGAUGAUACCUGUUAAUAAACAUUUAAAUGAGUUUCUUCCUUGCAUCAUCAAAAACCUAAUCGAGAAGAAAAUUGAUCUCAGCGCAGAGUCUGGUUCAACAGCCUGCUUUUGUUUAGAUCUGUGGUCCUCCCCUGAUCUAGGCUACCUCAAUGCAAGGUUCUGUGGAUCCGAAGGUACUCGUUACAAGAGCGCAUGGGUUCUGUCCAUGGAUUGA
Miscanthus lutarioriparius is the source of this 1938-nucleotide messenger RNA. Lineage: Eukaryota; Viridiplantae; Streptophyta; Magnoliopsida; Poales; Poaceae. The record is from the annotation of a GenBank genome assembly.